Oenanthe melanoleuca is the source of this 7002-nucleotide messenger RNA. RefSeq names its product ubiquitin specific peptidase 3 (gene USP3). The record is from RefSeq and is a predicted model, not a curated record. Gene Ontology annotation, biological process: protein deubiquitination. The transcript has 15 exons. Gene Ontology annotation, cellular component: cytoplasm. Gene Ontology annotation, molecular function: zinc ion binding; cysteine-type deubiquitinase activity. Bases 2012 to 3574 code for a protein of 520 amino acids. NCBI's taxonomy places the organism in Eukaryota, Metazoa, Chordata, Aves, Passeriformes, Muscicapidae.
UGUUUAUUUCACCGUAUUUAAUCUUGUUAAUACAUUGUUUUCUUACUUUGAAAGACUAACAAUACUUCUUACAUAAUCCACACAGAGAUAAGAAUGGACUGUUUAGGUUAAACUCUGGUUUAUACUGCUUGGAGAAGGCCAAGUGAUGCUGGAACAAGGGGAAAGUGAGAAAAGCAGAUCUGAUUGAGGUUUCUCACUCAUUGUUUGUAUGUAAGGAUGGCUGGGGAACAGCACGAGCAUUAUAUGUAUGCAUUGGUCAGAAAAGACAGCAACUGCAGUCAAACUGCUGCUUUAAUUUAAUGUAUUGGCUUCAUUAUACGUUGUGGCAGAGGGUGCAGAUGAGACAAAAGGGCGCGUUGGCUAAUGUAAAGCAUGCUAACAUGACCACCUUUUUAAAAGCUUCCUAAAUUGGUACCAGUAAUUCUUAGAUGUAUAUCGAGGCUUGUAUGUUUUAUGAAGCAAAUUAAAAUAUUAUUUUCCCAGUUAAUUUUUUCUCUAUCUGUAUUUGCUUGUUAGAAAAUUACAUACAUAUAUGUUUUUUGUAUAACCUGUAAAGUAUAUGAUGAGAAUGUUACUUAACUAUUAGAUCAAAUAUUACAAGUUUGAAGGAUGUAAGGAAGAUCUAUGGGUUUGUAUCAAGGUAACAUUUGCAGCCAUUUAAUUCAAGUUUGGUAUCUAUGACCUAAUGCUGCUUCUAGUUACACAGCUAGAAAUUCAAACUAAUUCCAUGGAGUGUAGUCAAAGUAGUUUCUGAUGCUGUGAAGAAUUACGUUUUUCAUGCUCUGAAUUUUUCCCCCUUGUGCAAACAGGGUGAAAAAGAACAAAGGGUAAAGAAUGGCAUUCUGCCAAGGAGAUUAGUGACCACCUUUGAUAUGAAUAUUUAAAGUAUCUCAUCUGAAAAAUCCAUACAGAAUGUCCGUUUCUAAAAUAUACUUCCAUGAAAUAGUGCAAUGCCACAUAAAAUACAUUGAGAUAGAUGCUUUCCAUGUCUACACAAAGGUCACAAAACCAGUGGCAAAAUCCUGUUUCUCACAUUAGUUAUGGUAAGAGAAAAGGUCUAAAACUCCCAAUAUGCAGUGGUUGUCACAGCUCCUUAGACUAAAAACAUCUGCACUUCUAUGAUCCAUCUGAAAAGGAACUGCAUAUUGGUAUUGCAAAUUGCUGAGCGAUAAAACUGUUAUUUCUGCAUCGUCUGGCAAAGCUGUAACACAACAUCUGUACUUUUAUUACCACUUAAAGGUCACAGUCAUAAAGUAGGAAAUGGAGUAGCAAGUCAAAUUUGAGGCCAGGUAACAGGACCGGGAGCUGCCGGAGCGGGGCCGGAGGAGGCCACCAAGGUGAUCAGAGGCGUGGAGCAGCUCUACCGUGAGGAAAGGCUGCGGGAAUUGGGAUUGUUCAGCCAAGCUUCAAGGUGACCUACCUGCGGCCUUCCAGCACCUGAAGGGACCUUGCAGGAAAGAUGGGGCAUGGCAGAGCAUGAAGUGAUGGAUGGCAAGUGGGAAUGGGUUCACAGUGAAAGAGAGCAGGUAUUAGGAUAGAUUAGCUAUUAGGAUAUUCUUUACUGUGUGGGUGGUGAAGCACUGUGACGGCUUGCCUCAAGAAGCUGAGGAUGCUCGAUCCCCGAAGUGUUGAAGACCAGGAUGGCAGGGGCAUUGCCUGAAGCAAUGGUUCUGGAAUUGCCUGGAGCAGUUGCGCUGUAGUAAAGGCAGGGCUGGGGCAGGUGCUUUCCCAGCCCUCGCCCCCUCAGCACUCCCCAGGCCCCUCAGGUCGCUGCCCGCCGGGCUGGGCCCUGGGGCGGCCGGCUGCCCGCAAAGCCCGGCAGCCGGUGUGAAGCACGCGGAGCGGACGGGAAGGGAGGGAGAGCGGGAGGCUGCCCGCAAAGCCCGGCCCGGCCGCCCGCUGGAGCGGAGUGGGAGGCCGUCCUUAAAGAUGGCUGUUGUGCGCGGGGCGCCGCCGCUGUAGCGCCGCGAGGAGCCGCCCGCCCGCCCCGCUUCGCUCCGCCGCGCCCGCCAUGGAGUGCCCGCACCUCGGCUCCAGUGUCUGCAUCGCGCCUGACUCGGCCAAGUUCCCGCAGGGCUCGCCCUCCUCCUGGUGCUGCAGCGUGUGCCGGUCAAAUAAAAGUCCCUGGGUCUGUCUGACGUGUUCAAGUGUCCAUUGUGGAAGAUAUGUGAAUGGCCAUGCAAAAAAGCAUUACGAAGAUGCACAGAUUCCUAUGACCAAUCAUAAGAAAACAGAAAAGCAGGAGAAGGUUCAGCAUACUGUGUGUAUGGAUUGCAGUAGUUACAGUACAUACUGUUAUCGCUGUGAUGAUUUUGUAGUCAAUGAUACCAAGCUGGGCCUGGUACAGAAGGUCAGAGAGCACCUACAGAACUUGGAAAAUUCAGCCUUUACAUCAGAUAGACAUAGGAAAAGAAAACUAUUGGAAAACUCAUCUCUGAACAGCAAGUUAUUGAAAGUAAAUGGAAGCACCACUGCCCUUUGUGCCACAGGCCUUCGGAAUCUGGGGAACACUUGUUUCAUGAACGCCAUCCUGCAGUCGCUCAGUAACAUUCAGCAGUUUUGCUGUUACUUCAAGGAGUUGCCUGCGGUGGAGCUGAGGAAUGGGAAGACGGCAGGGCGGCGAACUUACCACACCAGGAGCCAGGGAGAUAACAAUGUUUCACUUGUGGAAGAAUUCAGAAAGACGCUCUGUGCUUUAUGGCAAGGAAACCAAACAGCAUUUAGUCCAGAGUCAUUAUUUUAUGUUGUUUGGAAAAUAAUGCCAAAUUUUAGGGGAUAUCAGCAACAGGACGCCCACGAGUUCAUGCGUUAUCUUUUGGACCAUCUACACCUGGAACUCCAGGGUGGCUUCAAUGGUGUUUCACGUUCAGUAAUCUUGCAAGAAAAUUCUAACCUGUCUGCAAGCAACAAAUGUUGCAUAAAUGGAGCAUCUACUGUGGUCACUGCCAUUUUUGGAGGCAUUCUUCAAAAUGAAGUCAACUGCCUAAUAUGUGGGACUGAAUCUAGAAAGUUUGACCCAUUCUUAGACCUUUCGCUAGAUAUUCCAAGUCAGUUCAGAAACAAACGUACUAAAAACCAGGAGAGUGGACCAAUUUGCACGCUACGAGAUUGUCUUCGCAGUUUUACAGACCUGGAAGAACUUGAUGAGACAGAGCUGUACAUGUGUCACAAAUGCAAAAAAAAACAGAAGUCCACCAAAAAAUUCUGGAUUCAGAAACUACCAAAGGUGCUAUGCUUACACUUGAAACGCUUUCACUGGACAGCGUAUCUGAGAAACAAGGUUGAUACCUAUGUUGAGUUUCCCUUGCGAGGCCUAGACAUGAAAUGCUACUUGUUAGAGCCUGAAAACAGUGGCCCAGAGAGCUGCCUGUAUGACCUCGUGGCUGUGGUGGUGCAUCACGGCUCAGGCGUUGGCUCUGGCCACUACACAGCAUACGCGGCGCACGAGGGCCGCUGGUUCCACUUCAACGACAGCACUGUGACCCUGACGGACGAGGAGACCGUGGGCAAGGCCAAGGCCUACAUCCUCUUCUAUGUGGAACGCCCAGCCAAGCCUGCAGCAGAGAAACUUUAAUACCUCCUUUGCAUUCUUACCAAGUCCACCGGACAAACAUUUCCAUUUUUUCCAUAAAUACUUGAUCCAAGACUUAUUAAUUUCAUUGUGCACUUUGCAAUUUCCUCUUGUGGGUUUUUGUUUUGUUGUGUCAAUGGUAGCAUUUGACUUACUGAAUUUGGACACAAACUAACUUUUUUUUUAGUUAUACCAGAAAACCUCAGCAGAUUUUGAUUUGCUGCUUUAGUUGUGAUAACUCAAUUUUUAUAUAUAUAAUUUCAUGAAAUAGUUAUUUGACUUUUUUAUAUUAAUUUUUUCAGUUCUCACUUUCUAAAGGCACAUUUACAUCAAAGAAACUCUGUCCUCCUUACAAGCAAGAUAAAUGUGCUUUUGAUCAUGAAGAGCAAUACAACUCUGUGCUGUUCUCAGUCCUGUUACAUAGAUGCUAUUUAAUCUCUUUAUACUGAGGAAUUGUUUGCACGUACUAUUUUCCUUCGUGCAAGAAACUUAAACAGCGGGCUCUGACCAAUCAUCCUUUGUCUGCAGAAGAGAGGCGAUGUGGCAUUCUUAAAUAGACCAGGUAAUUGCUGCUAUAUUGGUGUGUAUUCAGGCUGGUGACUUUCAGGAAUCAUUGUAAAUAAACAGUUGGUUCAAUUCUAUCAAUACUGCAAUUUAAUUCAAGUUCUGCUCAGAUAUGCUCUGCCCCCUUCAGAUUUUAAACAAUUAUCUUUAAAUUACCUAUCUAAAUUAUGUUGAGCUUUAUGGUUUUUUAACUGAACCUAAAUUGCAUUGGAUAUCUCUUGGUUUAGACUGUCAUCCUAAAAUUUGAUCGUGAACAUUUACGUACUUGAAAACUGGGGGUGACUUCUUGGCAGUAGAAUCCUAAGUAGAAGCCCUUAGUUCCUGGUGGGAGUUGGAAGUGCAGCCCCAAGGGCUGGGGUCUGUGAGAACAGGCUUAGGUCUAAAUGCAGCUCUGCUCCAUGGCUACAGUUCACUUGGAAGCGGGAGGAGACAGAUGGUGCUGCAGUGCUUUGCAUGGAAUUGUUGUGUCAGUUCAAAUGCAAACUCAAGGGAGGAUGCUCAGUCUCUCACAGCAGAGCCCUUAGAGGGGAGGGCCAGGCCAAGUGCUUGUGACUGGAGCAGGCUCAGGGAGUCUGAACUCCAGGAGCUCCUGAGGCUGCAUUUCUGUUCAGUCUCUGGGUGAACACUGGGGCCGUGGUCAAGUUUCUAAAACCUGGCUAUGUAAUGGAGAAAGACUAUGCUAGAAAAACCCAAACCAAUUUUAGCUCUACUGCUGAUGAGUGGAAGUCAGCUACUAUGGUGGGAAAGGCAGACAGGAAAAUAUUGCAAAAGCCAGGAAUCUGACAGAAAAUGUGAAAUGGCAGAAAUAUUGCAUUUCAGAUCUGUUCCCCCAGUCUGUCCUUUCUAGCUGGCUCCCUUGUGCCAAGCAAGGAGCUGGGCACACUCCUUAAAACUCAGUAAGAGGAGAAUACAGUUCAUGGAGAGUCCCAGCAGCCGAAGAGCAGCUCUUAGUUGUGUUAACAGAAAAUGCAGUUGUCUGAAACACACAAGAACUCCAGCUGUGAGUCCCAUAAUGCCCCCGAAGGACAUGGGAGGGCUGGAGGGGAGCCCAGAGCAGCCAGGGGCACAGGGAGUGGCAGCAGUGCCUUGCCCUGGGGUAAGGACAAAUCACAGUCACACCUUUGGUACAGGGCCAUUAUUGACAUCUUUGACACAGCAUCUUACACCAGGAAAGGGAGUAAAUGGCUUAAUCUAAAACUGCAGCAAUUGUUCAGCAUGGCUAAUGGGAUUUGAAUAUGUACACAGGUUAAGACUAUAAAGUUACUAUUUGAUAUUUUGACAUAAGGAUGUUGCCUUUUAGUUAAGUUGAAUAGGAAAUAGAACUUAUCAUUGCUUUAAACUCUAGGUAGUUUGUCACCAUCCCUUCCUUACAGGCAGAGCCUUUCUUCAAAUCAGUGAGACUAGUUGCUGAUCCUUGCACCAGCAGAAAGCAGAGCAGGUAAAGCAUUGUCCCACAUUGCUGCCCUUCCUGCUGCUCAUAGGGAGCAGCACAGAUUCACCUCUAGCUGUGUUUCCUCAGCACGCUGCUUGGACUUGAUUGCUUUAGAAUUUACCUUUGAGAAUGCCAGGCUUAAAAUACACAACUAUCUCUGGGCCAGCAACAGUUUUAACUUAAAGUAGUCCGGUGUAUGCAGUGUUCUUGCAAAACAGUGAUGUAAAUGUGCCUUUCUGCAUUUUUAGAAAUUUAUAUUUGUAGUCUUCAGCAACAUUCACUUAUUUCAAUCAGCUUCUACUUGUCAGCAAUUAUUUGGGUCAGAGUUAUGUUCUCACAUGAGCAUUUUCUUUCAGUCCAUUGGCUGUGUCCCACCCAGAUCCUGGGCAGUGGUAUCUCCAGCAGGGCCAUGUGGGGCUGCCUGGGAACAUGAUGCAAUCACAGCAGGCAGGUGCUGCUCACGACUCAGCCAUAUGCUUUGCUGGAACAAUUUGCUGGAACAUUGUAAAUCCUUUUCUAAUUUAACUUUCUCCCACUGCAAACCCAGAUGGACAGUAUAAACAGUUUGUUGUGGCAACACAAGUAUUUCUCUUCCUCGUGGAGAACUUUGUUUAUCCACUGUAUUCUAUUCAGUGUGGUGUCAAAAAAAAAAAAAAAAAAAAAAGUGAGCACUGAACCAGUAACAUAUACUGCACCUGGCCUAGUAUUACCUUUUUAACCUAGCUUGUAUAUCCUAUAUUUAUCUACUAGCUUGUGAGGGGGAAUACCUCUUUCAUUUAAGCCAAAUGUUUCUUUUCUAGUUACUGCUCAUCAUAGUACACACUAGCUGGCAAGAAUUUUUUUUCUUGCUUGAGACUGCUCUGCAAGCAGCAACUGCUCUCUACCGUUCAAAGACUUGCAUCUUUUUCAUCAAAAUGUGUCCAAUCAACGGUUGUCCUUCCGUUAGUGAUUGUUUAGCCACGUAUACAACUGGAGCCAAGAUUUCUGUUAAUCAGAACGGCAAAAUGUCCAGCUCCUUAAUGUCAGCAAAAGAGAAGAGUUCAAAACUUUGAGACAGGCAGGGACAGUGGACUUGUAUCAAAAGCAGGAGGCUAUUUUUGAAGAUUUUACUAAAUCAUUGGGAGGUGUUACACGUGGUGUUCAGAAGUUCCCCAGCAAUGUUUCAUUACUGAUGUGUCUGUGUCUUACUGAUGAGGUCAUGGGCACCCUGACAGCUGAUUCCAACAUGCUUUAGGAUAUUCUCAAGUACUGUAGUGCCAUAGUUGUAAUUGUUUACCAUUAAAAUCUUGUGUGUAAUUUUCAGUGAGGAUUACUGACUGUGCUCAUCUUCUGUGUUUCUGGAGCAUUUCCAGGAUGAAUGUGACUUAUAUUUCAUCACACAGUAUGUUUAUGGAAAAUGUGCCAUUAAAGUGUCUCCUUUCCUUAGAAAAUGAAA